GCUUGGGGAGGAGGCACGCAGGGACUGGCUGUCAGGCAAGCCCAGCCUCCCUGCCGUUCAGAGGUUGGGCCAGAGGGAAAGAGACCUCCCAGAAGGAGGACGGAGGAAGUUGUGUGGGACAAGCCGCUCCUGACCGAAGGACUCACCCUCCACCCCACCUGACCACAGGAUGCUGGAGCUGAGCCUGUCCUGGCUGGGACUCGGGCCAGUGGCAGCCUCCCCGUGGCUGCUGCUGCUGCUGGUCGGGGCCUCCUGGGUCCUGGCCCGCGUCCUGGCCUGGAUCUACGCCUUCUAUGACAACUGCUGUCGCCUCCGGUGUUUCCCGCAGCCCCCCAAACGGAGCUGGUUUUGGGGUCACCUCGGCCUGGCGCAAAGCAAUGAGGAGGGCAUGCGGCUGGUGGAGGAGCUGGGCCACUACUUUCGCGACGUCCACCUCUGGUGGAUGGGGCCCUUCUUCCCCAUCCUGCGGCUUGUUCACCCUAACUUCGUUGCCCCUCUGCUCCAGGCAUCAGCCACCAUCAUACCCAAGGAUAUGUUUUUCUACAGCUUCCUGAAGCCCUGGCUGGGGGAUGGGCUCCUGCUGAGUGCUGGUGACAAGUGGAGCAGCCACCGUCGCCUGCUGACACCUGCCUUCCACUUCGAGAUUUUGAAGCCCUAUAUGAAGAUUUUCAACAAGAGCACAGACAUCAUGCACGCCAAGUGGCAACGCCUGGCCUUGGAGGGCAGCACUCGUCUGGACAUGUUUGAACACAUCAGCCUCAUGACCCUGGACAGUCUGCAGAAAUGUGUCUUCAGUUAUGACGGCAAUUGCCAGGAGAAACCCAGCGAAUAUAUUGCCGCCAUCUUAGAGCUCAGUGCCCUGGUGACGAAACGAAUUCAGCACAUCUUCCUGCACGUGGACUUCCUGUACUACCUCACCCACAAUGGGCAGCGCUUCUACAGGGCCUGCCGCCUGGUGCACGACUUCACAGAUGCUGUCAUCCAGAAGAGGCGUCGUACUCUAAUCAGUCAGGGUUCCCAAGAAUUCCUCAAAACCAAGACUAAGGCCAAGACUUUGGACUUCAUCGAUGUGCUCCUUCUGGCCAAGGAUGAAGAUGGGAAGGGAUUGUCGGACGAAGAUAUCCGAGCUGAAGCUGACACCUUCAUGUUUGAGGGCCAUGACACCACAGCCAGUGGCCUCUCCUGGAUCCUGUACAACCUGGCAAAGUACCCAGAAUACCAGGAGCGCUGCCGUCAGGAGGUACAAGAGCUCCUGAGGGACCGCGAGCCUAAAGAGAUUGAAUGGGACGACCUGGCCCAGUUGCCCUUCCUGACCAUGUGCAUCAAGGAGAGUCUGCGUUUGCAUCCCCCAGUAGCGGUCAUCUCUCGCCUCUGUACCCAAGACGUUGUGCUCCCAGACGGCCGAGUCAUCCCCAAAGGGAACAUCUGUGUCAUCAGCAUCUUCGGGAUUCAUCACAACCCAUCAGUCUGGCCAGACCCUGAGGUAUUCAAUCCCUUCCGCUUUGAUCCAGAAGCCCCCCAGAAGAGAUCACCUCUGGCUUUCAUUCCUUUUUCGGCAGGGCCCAGGAACUGCAUCGGGCAGACGUUUGCCAUGAACGAGAUGAAGGUGGCGCUGGCGCUCACCCUACUGCGGUUCCGCAUCCUGCCGGAUGAGGAGGAGCCACGCAGGAAGCCAGAGCUGAUCCUGCGCGCGGAGGGCGGACUGUGGCUGCAGGUGGAGCCACUGAACACAGGCCAGUAAUGACCCACCACCUUCUAUCCUGGGACCCACCCUGACCACAGACACUUCACUGCAGAUUCCCAGGAAUAAAAUUGUGCUGUCAAGUCUGUCCCAGUCUCGUCGAGAGCCAGCAGGGGGCGCUUGGGCCCUGGGAGGACCCAGGCGCUUGGGCUGUGAACGUGGGAGGCAGGAUGGAAGGUGAGGGAGGGGGGCUUGGAGGCGGAUAUUGGUAUGAUACCUGGAGCUCCAUCUUGGAUCGUGAGGACAAGACUACCCUUUAGCGAAGGGUGGAGCAGAGAGAUAGAUGCAAUCAGGGUCGGAUGACCCACUGAUCCACCACUCUCCCACUGCAAAGGUCGCCAUCCUAGUAUGCUAUUUACUAGUUGUUUGGUUUGGGGAAAAUCGUUUAUUUUCCUUUAUUACAUAAUAGUAGCCUCUUAAUUGCGAUGUUGAGAUUUGUAAGCGAGCAUAUGUGAAAUGACUGACGAUAUUUGGUAAGCAUCAGUACUCAGUAAGGGUUCAUUUCCUCUCUUCUUUUUGCAUCACUUUCUCAAAUUUAAAAUGUUUUAAAAUCAUAAAAGGUAUAUUUAAGAUUUGAGACACGUGGAAAUACUGCUGAAGAAAACUGUCAUUAAAAUAUUCAGUAAAUUCAAA
Bubalus bubalis (water buffalo) is the source of this 2374-nucleotide messenger RNA. RefSeq names its product cytochrome P450 4F6. Gene Ontology annotation, molecular function: iron ion binding; heme binding; oxidoreductase activity, acting on paired donors, with incorporation or reduction of molecular oxygen. Bases 170 to 1741 code for a protein of 523 amino acids. The record is from RefSeq and is a predicted model, not a curated record. Lineage: Eukaryota; Metazoa; Chordata; Mammalia; Artiodactyla; Bovidae. The transcript is spliced from 13 exons.